Molecule: messenger RNA, 3823 nt
Organism: Paramormyrops kingsleyae
Lineage: Eukaryota; Metazoa; Chordata; Actinopteri; Osteoglossiformes; Mormyridae
Product: ralA-binding protein 1-like
Biological process (GO): positive regulation of GTPase activity; endocytosis; small GTPase-mediated signal transduction
Cellular component (GO): membrane
Molecular function (GO): GTPase activator activity; small GTPase binding
Source: RefSeq, a predicted model, not a curated record
UAACGAUACAGAGUAGUAAUAAUGUUUUAAUGUAGUUAACUAUUUACGUAAUUAAUCGCAAUUAAAAAGGAUUUCAGUAUGUCAACGAAACUUUCAAUGAUUCAAGUAGUAACUAGUUACAGGAAUGCGUGUCAGGUGUUCACAAUUAAUAUUAAAUUUGCUAUGAUGAGUUAGUAAAACAAGCCGCGUACUAAUUCCUGUUAGUUAUGCGAUACCGUGGUGCGUUAAACGCAAGUACAUUAGGCGUCGUUUCUGAGAAAAAAAACGUUCCUUGCAUUUGACUUUAAACGAGUAUCAAAUCCAAAACACGUAAAACCUCCUAGAUAUUUUAAGUGACGCAUCCGGAUAGCAAACCUACUCAACACACACCCACAGAAAAACCCCAAACCCGAAAAUAUUCCGAAUCCAGCAAUCGACAGGUUGGAGGGCUGGGAGUUUUCUUGUUGCCCGGCUGAAUACACGACUUUUGAAUUUAGAAAUAAAGCUUUUGAGAAUUUCAGGUGAAAGAUAUUUGAUGAAGGAUUUGAAAUUUGAUAGCUUUUUGUAAAUUUAUAUUAAAGUUUUGAAUUUUACUGUGAGGGGUUGUUACCAUCAUGAGAUUUCAGCCUGUUACCUGUUAACACAAGCCCAAUUAUCUUCUGUGACACACCUUGUUCUGCAUUCCUCUCAACUUGCACAUUAGCUGUAUUUGACUUGGAUUGCUUCAAGUUUCUUUUCAACACAUUAUUCAUUAAAACGUGAAAUUACUGUUUUAGAAUAUAUUAAUUUUAUCCUUGGUAAACAAAGUUGCGUUGAUUGUUAAAUUGGCGUAUUUUGGCGGCUGAGUAGCAGAUUUUUCUCCUAGUUGUAAGUACUGUAGUUGUAUACCUACUGUGAACAUCUAUCCCGUAGGCUCCUUUGCAGGAUUUUACGCUUAAUAGAUUGUAUUGUGAAGUUACAUAUAGACUGAUAAAACAGUUACAUUCACAUGACAGACCAUAUCUCACGGACAACCUUACAGCAGAUCACCCAAGUCAAUGAAAUAAGCUGACCCAGAUUUAUAACGAGUAUGUUUUAAAAUUACCAAAUUGUGCCCUCUAUUGGUCAAUGUGGGAUAUAUUUUCUUGAAUUGUUAUAAAUGCUGUUUUGAAUACAUUCAAAUCCCACUUUAUUAAGUACACCUAAUUGUUUGCAAAUAGCAAAUCAUGUGGUUGUAACUGAGUAUAUACAGCACACAGACAGGGCUGUAAAGUCCAUUUAGUGUUCGACUAAACAUUACAAUGUCUAAGGCACACAAUAUAAGUGAUUUUGAAUAUGGUUGUCACAUUUGGCCAAAAACGGGUGAAGAAAUACUGGGAAGUAGAUCUCAGUACAGGUUUAUUAAGCAAUACACAAGGUAGACUAAGACAGUUAAGUUGACAAAGAAGCCACGGCCACCAGCGAUGACAGCACUAACCACAACGUAGUUGCUCAACUUGUGAGCCAGGACCUAAACCCUUACAUAUAAAGGGGAAAACACAGGCACAACAUAUGAGGGCUGUCAGGAUAGGAUGGUUGGUAACUGAUACACAAUAGUGUAACAUAAUAGGUAGCCUGAUAGUGGUAUAAUCACAUAUGUUCCUGCAUAUUAAAAUGCAUGUUGAAACUUUUAACUUGAUUUGAAAUUUAACUUGAUAUGGGUGCAGAUGAAACCUCAGCCGAAGUUGUGGAGAAGCGUGUUGGUAAUGAGGUGAGUAGUCAGCAUCCUUCUCAGCCACUGUCAGCCGCCCCAGAGCAGCGGUGGGUGAGUCAGCAUUCAGGGUGCAGGCUCUGUGCAGGGGAGCGCCGAGGACAGCGGCCCCCCAGAGGUCACGGGCCGGAACUGCAAGGGUGGGCCCAGGAGGGCUGCAUUUGUAUUUCUGUGGAGCAGAGAUGACAGCCUUGUGACGGAGUUUUCCGGAAGGCCCACGUCUUGAGUGUGUGGGAUCAUUUGGCAGGAGCUUGGACAAGCCAGAAACGUCUCCUCCUCUGCGCACUUCCACUGCACUCGGGUGCAGAUCCAAACACCCCUCCGACCGCGUGCCGCUCCGUCGCCCCCAGGUCGCCGCUGGGGGGGAGCGAGUCUCACCGUCGCCAUGAAGCGUUCCAGAGCCAUCCGCGUCUUCCGCAAGCCCAGCUUCUCCAAGAAGAAGGACAAGGAACUGAAGGUGAAGGUCAGGGAGGACAAGGAAUCUCAGGAGCCGCCGGCCACCGACGUGGUCAAGCAGUGGAAGGAGAAGAAGAAGCAGAAGAAGAAGCCCGGUGCCCAGCCGGAGGUGGCAUUCAUGGCGAUGCCCACACCGGGGCCCGUCUUCGGAGUGCUGCUGGCCGAGGCGGUCAAACGGACGGCGCUCUGCGAUGGCAUCCAGCUGCCGGCCAUCUUCAGAGAAUGUGUGGACCAUAUCGAGAACCACGGCAUGUGUGAAGGCAUCUACCGCGUCUCAGGGGUGAAGUCAAAGAUCGAGGAGCUGAAGGCUGCAUACGACCGGGGAGCACCCCCCCGCCUGGGGGAGCAGGACCCCCACACGGUGGCCAGCCUUCUGAAGCAGUAUCUGCGGGAGCUUCCAGAGCAUCUCCUGGGACAGGACCUGGCCCCGUGCUUCGAGGAGGCGUGUGACCACAGCACCCAGGCCGAGACGGUGCACGAGUUCCGGAGGCUUCUGGCACUGGUGGCGCCCCCUAGCUGCCUGCUGCUGGCCUGGCUCUUCACCCACAUGGAGCAUAUCAUCAGCAGGGAGGCAGACACCAAAAUGAACAUCCAGAACAUCUCCAUCGUCCUCAACCCUACGGUGAAGAUCGGGAACCGCGUCCUCUACGUCUUCCUCACCCACGUGCCGGAGCUCUUCGGUUCCGUGUCCCUGAAGCCUGCCGUUCGCCCCUUGAGGUGGCCCAACGUGGCGUCCGUGCCCAGCCUACCCGACACUGCGGACAGCAUCGAGGAGGAGAUCCGAAGACAGGAGUUCCUGCUGAACAGCCUGCACCAAGACCUUCAGGUCGGGGAAAAGGACCCAUCCAAAGAGGAGCGGCUGUGGGAGGUGCAGCGCAUCCUGACGGCGCUGAAGCGUAAGCUGCGCGAGGCCGAGAAGCAGGAGCGUGAGGGCGAGGAUGUCAAGGAGCUCAGCUGUCAGCCCUCAGAAGACUUGUCCAAGGAGGAAACAUCGGAGAACGAGGUGAUCAACACCCUGUUGGCCCAGGAGAACGAGAUCCUGACAGAGCAGGAGGAGCUGCUGGCACUGGAGCAGGGCCUCCGCAGGCAGAUCGCCACGGAGAAGGAGGAGAUCGAACGACUGCGGGCUGAGAUAGCGGACCUGCAGAGCCGACAGCCUGGGCGCUGCGAGACGGAGGAAUGCUCCUCCGACAGCGACAGUGAAAGCGAGGAUGAGGAGGAGCUGAGGGACAUUCUGGAGGACUUGCAGAAGCAGAAUGAGGAACUGGAGCUGAAGAACACCCACCUGACGCAGGCCAUCCAUGAGGAGCAGGAGGCCAUCAUCGAGCUACGUGUCCAGCUGCGCCUCCUGCGCAGUGAGCAGCAGCGGCAACCAGGACCCCCACCCCCGGCCCCGACCCUCCCCCACCGGCCAGAAACAGACAGACCACCGCGGAGCCCAGCAACUAAAGCCACCAGAAUCUACGGGCCACGUUCCCCAUCGCUAUAAACAACCACUGUCGUCAUGGCUACCACACUACAGGGGUGGGGCCUGCACACCAAGGAUGUCCUUAACCUAUUAUUGUCAUGUCAAGGCAUAGAAACAGCUGGUAAUAUAGCUCCUAAGCCAGAGAUGAGUCUUUGGUAUCUGACGGUUCAUUAAAUAUAAUUUCACAACAA